Molecule: messenger RNA, 4534 nt
Organism: Grus americana (Whooping crane)
Lineage: Eukaryota; Metazoa; Chordata; Aves; Gruiformes; Gruidae
Gene: MAN1B1
Product: mannosidase alpha class 1B member 1
Exons: 13
Coding region: 106-2151 (681 amino acids)
Biological process (GO): carbohydrate metabolic process; N-glycan processing
Cellular component (GO): endoplasmic reticulum; membrane
Molecular function (GO): mannosyl-oligosaccharide 1,2-alpha-mannosidase activity; calcium ion binding
Source: RefSeq, a predicted model, not a curated record
CCCGGAAGCAGCUGUUCCGUCGCGCUCUGUGCAGGGAGGCGUGGGAUCAUGGCGGCUGGCGCGCAGGGUGGCGGGCGGGCGGACUGCGGCCUCUGAGGCGCCGCCAUGUACUCGGCUGCUGCUGCCACCACCGCCUCCUCCUCCUCCUCCUCCUCCUCACCGCCGCGACGGGACUUCAUCUCCGUCACCCUCAGCCCGGAGGAGGCGGUGGGGGCCGGUGGCUACAAUAACAGCAAGGCCUGGAGGCGGCGCUCCUGCUGGCGGAAAUGGAAGCAGCUGUCUCGACUACAGCGGAGCGUAAUUCUCUUCCUGUUUGCCUUCUUGGCGGUCUGUGGAGUCAUUUCAUAUGCAAGCAUGGGGGAACCAUGGAAAAGUCUAACAAACAAAUCCUUGGAUGAUCAGAGAACAGAACCAGAAAGUCCUGGAUUAAAGCUGGCAAAUCCAGUCGUUCUACCAGCACCCCAGAAAGCAGACGCCAAUCUCGGAGACUACCCAGAGCUUUCACCGCAGAAGCCGCCAAAACUGCCUCACGCUCGGCGUGGUCCUUCCAAUCUUCAGAUCAAGCCACCAUGGAGGGAUGUGAGGCUGAAGACCCAACAUGAUACCAGCAGGGUUGUAGAAGAGCCAGUCCAGUCUGAUAAAGAAGAGAAAACAGAGAAAUCUGUAAUCAGCUGGAGAGGAGCAGUGAUAGAACCUGACCAAAGCACUGAACCUCCGUCUAGUAAAAUAAAGGAACCAGAAAAACCUUCAUCUGUGGAAGCUGAAGACCAGAAGGAGCCAGUGCCCGUAAACGAACGUCAGAUGGCUGUGAUAGAAGCAUUCCGCCACGCAUGGAAAGGAUACAAGGAUUUUGCCUGGGGCCAUGAUGAGCUGAAGCCUUUGUCCAAGUCCUACAGUGAGUGGUUUGGACUUGGGCUUACCUUAAUUGACGCCUUGGAUACCAUGUGGAUUUUAGGCUUAAAAGAAGAGUUUGAAGAAGCAAGAAAAUGGGUAGCAAUUGAUUUAGUAUUUGAUAAAAAUGUGGAUGUGAACCUCUUUGAGAGCACUAUCCGUAUCCUGGGGGGCUUGCUGAGCACCUACCAUCUCUCGGGAGAUAGCCUCUUCCUGGAAAAAGCUAAAGACAUUGGGAACAGGCUUAUGCCAGCAUUCAAGACCCCCUCCAAGAUACCAUAUUCUGAUGUCAACAUUGGCCGGGGCACCGCACAUCCACCUCGCUGGACAUCUGACAGCACUGUGGCAGAGGUGACCAGUAUUCAACUGGAGUUUAGGGAGCUCUCUCGUCUCACUGGAGAUGAGAAAUUCCAGAAAGCAGUAGAUGAAGUGAUGAAGCAUGUUCACACUCUCUCAGGGAAAAAUGAUGGAUUAGUGCCUAUGUUCAUAAACACGAACAGCGGGCAGUUCACUCACCUGGGUGUCUAUACUCUGGGAGCCAGAGCUGACAGCUACUACGAGUAUUUGCUCAAGCAAUGGAUUCAGGGCGGGAAAAAAGAAAACGAACUGUUGGAAGACUAUAUGAGAGCCAUAGAAGGAGUGAAAAAGCAUCUUCUUCAGAGAUCGCAACCCAAGAAGCUUACUUUUGUAGGAGAGCUUGCUCAUGGCCAUUUCAGUGCCAAGAUGGAUCACUUGGUUUGCUUUUUGCCUGGUACUUUGGCACUGGGAGCUCACAAUGGAUUGACUGCUGAUCAUAUGAAAUUGGCCGAAGCCCUUAUAGAAACCUGUUACCAGAUGUAUGCUCAAGUAGAGACAGGCCUGAGUCCAGAGAUCGUGCACUUCAAUCUUCAUGCACAAAAGGGCCAGAAAGAUGUGGAAAUCAAGCCUGCAGACAGGCACAACUUACUGCGACCAGAAACUGUGGAAAGCCUUUUUUAUAUGUACAGAUUCACCGGUGAUAAGAAAUACCAAGACUGGGGCUGGGAAAUCUUGCAGAACUUCAAUAAAUACACACGGGUUCCUACAGGUGGUUAUACUUCCAUUAACAACGUCCAGAAUCCCAGUAAUCCAGAGCCACGAGAUAAGAUGGAGAGCUUCUUCCUUGGGGAAACACUUAAAUACAUGUUUCUGCUGUUUUCAGAUGACAUUGACUUAAUCAACCUUGACAAAUACGUAUUUAACACAGAAGCUCAUCCACUCCCUAUCUGGGUGCCAGCAUAGACUGGGUGCCAGCAGACAUUCCAACGGUGGCAUUUUUAUCUUCAAGUCACUUUACUUUUCAGGGUUUGAGGAGAGAUGCUAUAUUGCACCUUUUUUGUCUUAAAACAAACAAACAAAACCUUUGGGAAAGCAUCUCUGGUUUGGAGAAGUCAUGUCAGUCUUAAAUCUAAUCCCUGGUUCUGGGAUGGACAAACUGUGCCAUACUAAGCUGGUUUUCUUGGUAUUGAUGAUGAGGUUCAGAGAAUAGUUGUAGUGUGGACCAUGACAUUCACGAGGCUCUGGUGAACCAGAACUCACUUAUGUCAGUCUUACUAAAGGCUCAUUAAAUAUCAGGAAUGCAGCAAGUUGUCUUACAGCACAGGAUUGUCCCUGGAGAGAAGGAAUAAGCCUACAGGUUUCUGGUUUAUUCUGGAUUCACCGAAACACUCUGUUACAGCAUCAUUCCUUCACAUGAACAUACAGUGUUUCAGGUGGUACGUGGAAUAAACAAAGAACGGUAAUGUUGUCCCAGGUUGAAGCAAAGCUGUCAGUAUUGCUACUGAUACUCUGAUCUCAUUCCAAACUACCGAGCUAUGCUGCAUCAUGUUAGAAGGAGAAAGUGGCAGCAAAGCAUGUGUUGUGCGGUGUCUUAGUUUUAUAGAGCACUUUGAACAACCUGUUCAAGCUGUGGUUGAAAUGAAUGAUGGAAGAGAAUUUGCUGCUGGUUUGGCUCAAAGCGGUAUAUAAUUUUGUAGAGGUAUUGCAGUUUUUUAACUUAUCUGCAGGAAUGCAGGAGAUAAUGUGAAACGCAAGUGAAACUACACAUGCAUUUUAUAUAUUAUUUACAUCAGUUAGACUCAGGUAUUCUGACUGAAAGCUGCUUUCUGAGGGUGGGCACUGGGAAAGCUUGUGAGCACAUUAGUAUAAUUCUAAGUCAGCCUCCUGCCAUCCCUUCCUGUCCAGAUAUUGCAUUUUAAGGUGUUUGUUGAUUCAAAACAAGCUUACACUGUACAGCAAAGUUCAUGUUAUUUGUCAUUUUUUGGACUGUGGAGAGAUUGUCACUUUUUUGUUCCUUAGGAGUACUUUGGGUAGAAGUAUUGUCAUUAGUAGUAUUGAAAGCAGACAGUCUAAAUGUAUUACAACAAUUCUUGGUCCCAGUAGAAUUAAUGAAAUCUGCUCAGCUGCUUGAAGACAAAGCAGACCCAGGUUUUUUUAAGAAUCUUAUGGGAACCCUGGGAUUUUUGUAUGUGCAAAUAGAUUUUAAACUAUGCAUUUGGAAAUCAGCUUUCUGUAGUGCUUUUCCUUUUGGUUUUGUAGCUACUUGGACAGUCCUGUAUUCACAUAUAAGUUCUCAGAAAUGUGCUUGUUCAUAUUUCUUAAAGAGGUUGUUCUCACCAAAACGUCCUUUCCCCUCACAUUAACAGUGAGGUACAGUCCCCUCUGAAUCUGGGGCUGCUAAAUGGAACUAAUUAAAUCUGACUGUAACGGUUAAUGUCCCAUUCACUAUGGGGGGUAUGUGCAUUUUAUAGUAUUUGUAACCUUUGAUUUGUAAAGUAAGAUGCAUCUUUAUUUGUCUUAUGCUGAUCAGUUCUGUGUGCUAGAGUCAGAAGUUAUCCUUGGGACCACUAUUUAAGUCUUUUAAAGGAUAUUUAUCAUUCCAUGUACUAAUGAUGGUGUAUGGAAAUGGAGAAAUUUUACAAAUUAUUUAAAUGCACCUUUUCCUGUUAUCAAAGGGACCCUGGGAUUUGCAAGACAUGACAAGUUAGUGCAGAAUGUUAAUGUUCCUCCUGUUCACAUGCCACCAGGAAUGCUGGAAAUUAGUUGUUCACAUGUGCAGUGGAAUCCAGUACCUGUAGCCUUUGUCUGCACAACUGAUUUGCUCCUAAGACUUUUGUUUUCUUUGACAUAACAGCAAAGAAGGAAAAUGCUGUUGAAAUGUGGGAGGAAACACCUUCCAUGUUUUUGUUUGUGGAGCAGGUUCAUGUUACUGAGGAGCUGAGCUCUGGCUAAAAGCUGAAGAUAAAAAAAAAAUAAAAUUUCAGUGAGACUACCCAGGCCCUGACUUGUGUUGCUUGGGCCUUGUGCCUUUGAUUGUAGCUUUGAUUGAACCCGUGAGUAAUGACUGUGCUAUGGACUGUAAAACUUUCAGAGUUUGGCAUUUCACCUAUACAGCAGUCCUAGUGAGGAAACAAAGAUUUCUUAGAAAGUGGAAUACAUAUAAAUGCUCACCAAAAAUCUUCUGUUGUUGAAGUCUUAUACCAGUCUUAAUAUACUCACCUCUACAAAUGGGACUGUGGGAGUCUGUUGUAAUUUUUUUGUUUUAUGAUUGGCUUGAGAGUAAUAAUCUGUUUCAUAAUGAGUUAAAGGAAGGAGAGAAGAAUAAAUUGUCACUUUCCCAAACACA